AUGGACGAGCCGAUCGCGGGAUACACGAGCGCGCGCGACCUGAAGGUGCUCUGCGGGACGUGGAACACGAACGGGAAAUCCCCGCCGGCGGACCUCGACGUCUCGCGCUGGCUCGACGCGAGCUCGCGCCCGGACGUCGUCGUCGUCGGGUUCCAGGAGAUCGUGCCGUUGACCGCGGGCAAGGUCCUCGCCGUGGAGGACGACAAGGCGACGAGGGAGUGGGAGGCGAUCAUCGAACGCGCGCUGAACGACGCCGCGACGACGGCGACGACGACGGCGGCGGCGGCGGCGGCGCCGAAAAACGCCGCUGCGUUCGCGAGCGACACGUCGUGGCAGCGCGCGGGUCAGCCCCCCCGAACGCAGACGCCGCAGAGCGCCGCGGGGUGGACAUCUUUCGAUUCACCCGGCGUGAGCGGCGGCGGCGGCGGGUGGACCUCGUUCGACGCCCCGGCUUUUCCCGGCGCGGCGGCGGCGGCGGCGGGGAGAGACCGGUACAUCCGCCUCGCGAGCAAACAGCUCGUGGGAGUGUACAUCACCGUGUACGUGAACGCGUCGACCGCGGAGCACACGCGCGACGUCCGCGUUCACACGGUAUCGACCGGGUUUAACAUCGGUCUAAACCUCGGCGGGUUUAAAACCCCGGACAUCACGCUCGGGAACAAAGGCGGCGCGGCGGUGUGGAUGCGCGUCUACUCCACGCCCAUCGUCUUCAUAUGCUCGCACCUCAGCGCGGGGUCGAAGGAAGGCGACGCGGAGAAACGCAGCGCUGACUUUGGCGAGAUCGUCACGAAGCUGUCGUUCCCCGCGCCGCCGAGCGCGAGCAGCGACGGCGUCGCGGAGAAACCCGCCGGCGUCGCCGACGCGCACGCCGCGGUGUGGCUCGGCGAUUUAAACUACCGGCUCAACCUUCCGGACGACCGCGUGCGCGCCGCCAUCGCGUCCGGGAACUGCGCGUCGCUCCUCGGGAGCGAUCAGCUGUUGCUCGAGCGGGCCGCGGGGAAGGCGUUCGUGGGGUGGAUCGAGGCGCCUGUGACGUUCCCGCCGACGUACAAGUACAGGCCCGGGACGAAUACCGCGAAGGAGGAGAAGAAGAAGCGAACGCCCGCGUGGUGCGACCGCAUCCUGUGGCGCGGGAGGGAUAUACGACAGAACAGCUACGCGCGCGCGGAGCUCACGCAGAGCGAUCACAAGCCCGUGCUCGCGGAGUUUACGAUCGUCGCGCGCGAGCUGCAGCCGGAACGUCUGCAAGAGACGUUGGAUUCGCUCCGCCGCAGACUCGACGCGGAGGAA
Molecule: messenger RNA, 1290 nt
Organism: Micromonas pusilla CCMP1545
Lineage: Eukaryota; Viridiplantae; Chlorophyta; Mamiellophyceae; Mamiellales; Mamiellaceae
Exons: 2
Biological process (GO): phosphatidylinositol dephosphorylation
Molecular function (GO): inositol-polyphosphate 5-phosphatase activity; phosphatidylinositol-4,5-bisphosphate 5-phosphatase activity; phosphatidylinositol-3,4,5-trisphosphate 5-phosphatase activity
Source: RefSeq, a predicted model, not a curated record